UCAUCGACUCUCUCUUCCCCUAUAAAUACCUCCAUCUCUUCGCCUCCUCAAUUAGAGCAAACCAGAUAAUACAAGUUGUCGACGGUUUUCAUUCAUUUCUAUUCCUAAACAUGGUUGAUUUAGAUUGUACAGCGAAAAUGGUCUCACCUGAUAUGCCCAAAAAGUCGCCCAAAUUUUCAAAUAAGCUUCAGGUUUCGAUCCCCUCUGCGUUUCGUGCCGGUGAUUUAUCGUCCGCUCCUUCGCCUGAAUGUUCAGCGUACGAGUACUACCUCCGGCUGUCGGAGCUUAAGAAGCUAUGGGAUUCGAGAGAGUUUCCGAAUUGGAAGAAUGAGUCUCUUAUCAGGCCGGCUUUGCAAGGGUUGGAGCUCACGUUCCGGUUCGUUUCCACCGUUUUGUCAGACCCCAGACCGUACGCAAAUCGUCGAGAGUGGAAGCGGAGGCUCGAGUCCUUGACGACCAAUCAGAUUCAGCUCGUAGCGAUCUUGUGCGAGGAGGAGGAAGAAGAAGGGGAGAUGCGUGGAACUGCACCCAUCUCUGAUCUAAGCUUAUCGAACGGCGUUUUGGCUCGCGAUGGGAGCUGCGCGGAGGUUUGGAAGGCUCCGGGAGCGACACCGGUGGUGAGCCGAACCAGCGAAGCGAGCUUGCUUCCAAGGCUGGCCACGUGGCCGAAAUCGGAAGAUAUUGCACAGAAAAUCAUGUACUCGAUUGAAUGCGAGAUGCGAGGGUGUCCGUACACUCUAGGUGUGGGAGAACCGAACCUCGUAGGGAAGCCAAACCUGGAGUACGACCUAGUCUGCAAGCCAUCAGAGCUUCAUUCUCUGAAGAGGAAUCCGUACGAUCACGUCGAGAACUAUGAGAACCAGACGCUGUACACCACUUCCCAGAUCUUGGAGUCAUGGAUCUACACAGCGCAACAGCUUCUCAAACGGAUAGCAGAGAGAAUCGAGGAGAGAGACUUGGAAAAAGCCUCAAGCGACUGUUGGUUGCUGGAACGAAUCUGGAAACUUCUGGCAGACAUCGAAGACCUCCAUCUCCUAAUGGACCCGGACGAUUUUCUCAGGCUGAAGAAGCAGCUCUCGAUCAAAUCCUCGCCGGAAUCAGAACCAUUCUGCUUCAGAUCACGAGGACUCGUUGAGAUCACGAAAUCGUCAAAAGAUCUGAAACACAAGGUUCCCUACCUCUUGGGCGUUGAGGUGGAUCCAAAGGGAGGGCCAAGGGUUCAGGAGGCAGUGAUGAAGCUGUACCGCGAAAAGGUAGGGUCGGAGAAGAUUCAUUUGCUUCAGGCUUUGCAGGCGAUUGAAUCAGCAUUGAAGAGGUUUUUCUAUGCAUAUAAGCAAGUGAUGGUGAUGGUCAUGGGAAGUUCGGAAGCGAGGGUGAGCCGGCCACUGUUGAGUUCCGAUUCAACGGACUCGUUGUCUCAAAUCUUCAUGGAACCCACAUAUUAUCCCAGUUUGGAUGCGGCGAAGACGUUUUUGGGAGACUUCUGGGACCAUCAACAUGGCACCUACGCUUCCAAUAGAUCAGGUCGAGCUAGGAAAUGAGGAAAGGUGGGGGAGCUUGACUCGGCUUCUCUUAGGAGUCAACUCAUUGGACCCUUGUGUCAUUCAUACCGAGUCACAGCAUCGAGUGACCAAACUUGGAUUUGCAAAACAUACGCACAUACGUGGGAAAGAAGACAUUAUUUAUUCUUUUAAUUUUCUUUUUCUUUUUUUUUUCCUUUCUUCCCAGAUGCUAUAGGCUUGAAUUGAAAAUUCUAUUACUUGUAACGUAUGAUAUUGUUUUUCACCUGUAAAAUAUUCUACUUAUCAUUCUUAAGGAUUGUAAUUUUGAAAGCUCAUGGAUGAUCACUUGUAACAAAAAA
Molecule: messenger RNA, 1861 nt
Organism: Vitis riparia (riverbank grape)
Lineage: Eukaryota; Viridiplantae; Streptophyta; Magnoliopsida; Vitales; Vitaceae
Product: nematode resistance protein-like HSPRO2
Exons: 1
Coding region: 111-1541 (476 amino acids)
Biological process (GO): defense response
Molecular function (GO): heme binding; metal ion binding
Source: RefSeq, a predicted model, not a curated record